Pogonomyrmex barbatus (red harvester ant) is the source of this 2645-nucleotide messenger RNA. It is a transcript of the gene ergic53, whose product is annotated as lectin, mannose binding protein ergic53. Gene Ontology annotation, biological process: endoplasmic reticulum to Golgi vesicle-mediated transport. Gene Ontology annotation, molecular function: D-mannose binding. The record is from RefSeq and is a predicted model, not a curated record. Gene Ontology annotation, cellular component: endoplasmic reticulum membrane; endoplasmic reticulum-Golgi intermediate compartment; COPII-coated ER to Golgi transport vesicle. NCBI's taxonomy places the organism in Eukaryota, Metazoa, Arthropoda, Insecta, Hymenoptera, Formicidae.
GCGUGGCGCGCGUCCGCGGGCAACUUCACGGCAUACCGCGUAAGCAUUGCCGGCCAGCCGAUCGUCAGUCAGUCAGCCAGUCGAAAUGAAGAUGGCCGCCGAGGUGAGGUGGCUCUUUGUUUUCCUCGUGUUGUGCGGCGUGUCGUCGUGCCGCGGCGAGGCGCCGCAUCGAAAGUUCGAGUACAAGUACUCGUUCAAGCCGCCAUACCUCGCGCAGAAGGACGGCAGCGUACCGUUCUGGGAGUACGGUGGAAAUACCAUCGCUAGUUCGGAAAAUGUUAGGGUAGCACCAUCACUUAGAAGUCAGAAAGGUGCAAUAUGGGUAAAACAACCAACAACUUUCGACUGGUGGGAGGUAGAAUUAGUAUUCCGAAUAAGUGGACGUGGAAGGAUAGGAGCGGACGGUUUGGCAUUCUGGUACACAAGUAGCAAAGGAUACUACAAUGGCACCGUGUUUGGUAGUUCAGAUCUUUGGACGGGUCUGGGAAUCUUCUUUGACUCGUUCGAUAAUGACAAUAAACACAACAAUCCAUAUAUAAUGGCGAUUGUCAAUGAUGGCACGAAGGAGUUUGAUCAUAUAAACGAUGGUUCUACACAGCAGUUGGCAGGUUGUUUGCGAGAUUUUCGUAACAAACCUUUCGCCACGCGAGCGCGGAUAGAAUAUUAUAUGAAUACAUUAACUUUAUUAUUCCAUAGUGGCAUGACAAACAGUGAACACGAUUAUGAUAUUUGCUUCCGAAUUGACAACGUUAUAUUACCGAAAAACGGAUACUUUGGAAUUUCUGCUGCCACUGGUGGUCUGGCUGAUGAUCAUGACAUUUUAUAUUUCCUUACGACCUCUCUUUAUCCUCCCGGACAAUUGCCGGUGGAUGGUAGUAAAGUUUCUCUAGAGGAACAAGCUAAACUCCAGCAGGAAUACUUAGACUACCAAAAAAAAUUAAAUGAACAAAAAGAAGAAUACCACAAAGAGCAUCCAGAAAUGCAGAAGGUGGACUAUGAAGAUUUUGAAUCAGAAAAUCAAAGAGAAUUACGACAGAUAUUCAAUGGGCAGAGCCAGAUAUUCGAUGGCUUGCGUGAACUUCACAAGAAAUUAGAUGAAAUUGUUGGAAGACAAGAGAGAACUCUGGGUUUAAUAUCUCAAAUUGGACAAGGUGCGCAAGUUGUAGGCCAAUCAGGACAUCAACCCUUAAUCGAUACCAUACGUCGGCAAGAAGUCGAUGCUGUUUUGGAUAAUCAAAAUCUUAUAUUGAAUACAGCUAGAGAAAUUAAAUCUUUUGUCGGAGAAGUUCAUACUAAGACUGAAUCCAUUCUUAAUAAUCAAGCACGCGCUCCAACAGCACACGUACAGCCAAUGGGAUAUGAUUAUCAGUCAUUUAUGACAGAGAUGCGAGACGGACUUAAUACAUUAAAAAAGGACAUUAAAACCACAGGGAACACAGAUUGUCCUACCUGUCUAUCAUUGACCAUGUUCCUGAUAGUUUUUGCUGCACAGAUGAUACUCUUUUUGGGAUACAGUUGUUAUCGAGACAAUAAAGAGGCACAAAUGAAGAAGCUUUACUAAUAUAUACAUCAUUCAUAUUGGCCAAUACAUUCUUAUUUGUGAAUACGAUUCGAUACUUCGAUAUUUCAAUUACACGUUCGAUUCGAUAUUUUUAUUACACGUUAUUCAUAUCCGCGAAAUACGUGUGUCUCGACAUUUGUAUAAUAAAUUCUUCAUCGACUAGAUUAAUAUAAAACUAUACAAUAUCCGUUGGGUAUUACUUCAUGGGAGCAUGAAGAUAUCUCGCAGCGAUGUGAUUCAUUUUAAAUAUUUCUGUUAAAUAUCUAAAUGGAGUACAAUAUCUCUUUGCAAUGCAAUGUAUAUUAUUGUUAUCGUAUACUUGACAAAAGCGAUUGGAGGAGAAAAAUUUAAGUUAAAGGGUGCUCUCGAAUUAGUUGACCUUUUGAGAAUUAUUAAAGUUGCUUACGGUCUUUUUUGUGUCGUUAUAUAUCAUAUAUAUAUAUAUAUAUAUAUAAAUAUAAAAUAUAUAGGUUUUUACUACCGAUCAUCGCAAACAUAUUUAUCGUUACACAUACACACAUCGUAUUUCAUUUGUAGCUGUAUCAUUGAUGUCUCGCAACGCUAACGCAGCUUUUCUGUAAAUCUUUGUACGAUAUUUUUUGUAUUAUGCAUUUAGUAUGUGAAUAUACGAAUUACUUUAAUCUUAAGAAUUAUUCUUUUUUGCCGCGUUUGAAGUCGUCAGCGUUUUACUGUGAGCUAUGUCAUUUCUCUCUCUUAGAAUGAGGAGAGAGAAAUAUCACACGUCGGAUCUUAACAUUAUAUGAUAACGAUUUUAAAUGUCAUCAUUCAGUUAGCAAAGAUUAUUAUAGUAAACGACGUGCGUUUGCGUAUAUUACAAUCUACCAUAUAAACGUGAUCGUAUGCAGUGAGUUUUUGAAAUUAAAAGAUCUUUAAAUAAUGUAUGUACGCGUGUAAGAUGUAUGUGUGAAUAGAGUUACGAUAGCGUAGGAAAAGCGAAAAAUGGAAAGAUCCUCUAAUUUCGUUAUUCCUUAUCAUUGCAUUUGUAAAAGUUUAUCGAAUUAUGUAGUCAUGUAUGAAAAAAAUAUAUCUAACAAAAAUACAAGGAGGGUGAAAAGCGAGAAAA